Messenger RNA from Papilio machaon (common yellow swallowtail), 2099 nucleotides. RefSeq names its product chitin deacetylase 1 (gene ChLD3). Gene Ontology annotation, cellular component: extracellular region. The coding region runs from base 82 to 1659 and encodes 525 amino acids. Gene Ontology annotation, molecular function: protein binding; chitin binding. Gene Ontology annotation, biological process: carbohydrate metabolic process. The transcript is spliced from 10 exons. NCBI's taxonomy places the organism in Eukaryota, Metazoa, Arthropoda, Insecta, Lepidoptera, Papilionidae. The record is from RefSeq and is a predicted model, not a curated record.
GAUGAACGAGCAGUUCACUGGUGUAUCUUGUAUGGCAUCGUGUAUCAGAAUCAGUGUUUUGACGGAAACCAAGCGAACAACAUGGUUAGGUUGUUUAUGCUAGCCGUCUUGUGCUUUACUUUUCUAUCCAUUCUAGAAGUGCGAGGGAAGCAAGUGGUAUACACAAGUUUAAAUCAAACUAAAUGUAUUGAAAACGGCAGAUUUUACAGGAAUCCGGAUAGAUCCGAAGAUAUAUUAUGGACCAAGAACGAGUGCGCCAAAUACUACCUUUGUGUGGAGGGUGAGGUGUUCGAGUUCAAAUGCUCGGAAGGGCGUCUUUUCGAUGUAAAUCGACAACUAUGCGAUAAAUAUCAAAAUGUCCAUAACUGUGAAGUCACAAAAGAAAUAGUUCUACCACAACCACUUCUGGAGCAUGCAAUAUGUGCCAAUGAAACACACCUGGGAUGUGCUGACGGUCGCUGCAUACCGGCGGAAUAUUUCUGCGAUGGGACAUUUGACUGCGAUGAUUUAUCUGACGAAGCCUGGUGUGACGUUACAAACGAUCCAAAUUCAGCGGAACCAUGUGAUCCCAGCAUGUGCCUGUUACCUGAUUGUUUCUGCACGAAAACCGGCAAAGAAAUACCAGGAAAUCUCGUACCUAAUCAGACACCUCAAAUGAUCACUCUCACAUUCAAUGGAGCAGUGAAUCACGAAAAUUGGGAUAUUUAUAACAAACACCUGUUUACAUCCGAUCGUAAAAAUCCCAAUGGAUGUCCCAUCAAGGCUACAUUCUUUGUCUCGCACCCCUAUACAAACUAUAGACAUGUGCAGAAAUUGUGGAAUGAUGGACACGAAAUUGCAGUACAUUCUAUUACACACCGAGGCCCAGAAGAAUGGUGGGCUAGGAACGCCACUGUUGAAGAUUGGUUUGACGAAAUGGUUGGUCAAGCAAACAUAAUCAAUAGGUUUGGAAAAGUUUGGAUGGAGGACUUCAGAGGUCUUCGGGUACCUUAUCUAUCUGUCGGAUGGAACCGACAGUUUGUCAUGAUGCAAGAGUUUGGAUUUGUCUACGAUGCGACGAUAGUAGCGCCCCUCUCCGACCCGCCGUACUGGCCCUACACUCACGAUUACAAAAUGCCGCACGAAUGCACAGAAAAAUAUCAAUAUUGCCCAACUAGAAGUUAUGCAGGAUUAUGGCAGAUGGUUAUAAACCCUCUGACAGACGGCAAAAAUAAUUCAAACGCCACUCCGGAACAUUGCCACUUUACACUCACUGGUGAUGAUAUAUAUGGUAUUUUACUAAACAAUUUCAAAAGGCAUUAUUUAAAAAAUAGAGCUCCAUUUGGCAUACAUCUGAGUGGUACUUGGUUACGAAAUAGCCAUUACCUUGCUGCUUUGAAGAGAUUUAUAAUAGAACUAUUAAGGCUACCAGAUGUUUACUUUGUAACAUAUAAAGAGGUAAUAGAGUGGAUGAAAAAACCAACACCAGUACUCCAAUUAAAGAAAUUCCAACCGUGGCAAUGCAAGGAUCGUCGCUUUCAUGAAAAUGAAAUAGCUUGCAGCAAACCUAGGACAUGCAAACUACCUUCUAAAGUAUUGGAACAUGACAAAUACAUGAUAACAUGUGUAGAUUGUCCUAAAAGCUAUCCUUGGAUUAGAAAUGAGUUUGGAUUUGAUUGAUAAAAUUAAAAUUAUGUCUAAAUUAAAGUUACCAUAUUUAAGUCAAUCUCUAUUGUUAAGGUUGUAUGAAUUAAGUAUUAUUUUAUUGCAUACUACUAUGGAUGGACAAAAAUCAACCACUCCCCUCCAGUCCGCACUCCAUGGAUGCCCUUGUCUCUGUAAUGGAUGCAUUAUCCUAUACUGCAAUACUACGGCAAUGUCAUGAGGUGGUGCAAGUAUCAUGUUAUUGUGUAUCUGUAGUAAUAUAAACUAUAGUAAUAUACCUCAAUUUGCAAUACUUUGUCAUGGCCUCAAGACAAAACAACUACACUAGGAUCAAAGAUGUGUGUAGGAUCAGAGAUGUUGGUACACAUCUAUCUUUAUUUGUGCCUUCUCCAAUAAAAGUAGCAAUAAUCUAAUUAUGUGCAAUAAUUUUUGUAAUAAAAUUAAAUAUAAAGAAA